Molecule: messenger RNA, 1183 nt
Organism: Saccostrea cuccullata (small rock oyster)
Lineage: Eukaryota; Metazoa; Mollusca; Bivalvia; Ostreida; Ostreidae
Product: tafazzin-like
Exons: 8
Coding region: 168-962 (264 amino acids)
Biological process (GO): cardiolipin acyl-chain remodeling; inner mitochondrial membrane organization
Cellular component (GO): mitochondrial membrane
Molecular function (GO): 1-acylglycerophosphocholine O-acyltransferase activity
Source: RefSeq, a predicted model, not a curated record
CGACUGCUUGCCUCACACGAAACACGGCAUGAUCAUGAAAGUAAACAAAACACAAUGAGUAGGUGUUUUAAACAUCGGGCAAUGACACAACAAUCCCUUGAAUUAAUUUUAUAAACUUAAGUUGAAGUGAACUCACUUCUUCCUUCGUCGUUUAUUUCAAAAUCAAUAUGCCAGUGAAAUAUUGGAUGUUCCCUGAUGGAAGAUCACCUGUUCGGGCUAAGCUUUGGAACUGGUCAUCUAACUUUGUGUGUGGACUUGUUGGGGUUGUUUCCAAAAUAUAUUUAGAACGGUUAAACAGUUGCACUGUGUACAACAGAGAGAAAAUGAUAGAUACGGUUGAUGAAAUGAGGAAAUCUGGGCGAAGUUUGAUUACAUACUGUAACCAUGACAGCUGUAUUGAUGACCCCACGACCCAUGCCAUGAUGAAGUGGAGGCAGGUAGUGAACGGAGAGAGACUGCGCUGGGUCCUGGUGGCAGACGAGAUCUGCUUCACGUCCAAACCUCUGGCUCUCUUCUUCAGCCUCGGGAAAGCCAUUCCUACCAUUAGGGGCAAGGGCAUCUACCAGAAACCCAUGGACUUUGCCAUGGAGAAGAUUGAUCAGGGGGGUUGGGUCCAUGUAUUUCCAGAAGGGAAAAUUAACCUAGAAAAAACCUAUAUGAGAUUUAAAUGGGGGAUAGGAAGAUUGCUAACAGAAGCUAAGCAAUGUCCCAUUGUACUACCAUACUACCACAUGGGCAUGGACGAUGCUUUGCCAACAAAGACCCCAUAUAUUCCUAGAAUUAAACAGAAAAUCACUAUUUUAGUGGGAACUCCUAUAGACUUCUCAGAGGAGAUAGAACGCUUACGACACAAGAUGACUGCAACUGAACUCAGGAAACAUUUCACAGACAUUCUUCAAGAAAAACUCUAUGCGCUUCGCAAAGAGGCAGAAGAGCUUCAUCAAAAACACAAGGAAAGUUGACAUCAUGAAGAUGUUUAAAUAAUAUGGUUCUAUGCAAUGUAGAUAUUUAUGUAUCAAACUUUUUACUAAGACAGUAAUAUGAACUUAGAUCUGUAAGUUUAUUAACAUUUUUGUUAAGCUUAACAUUCUAUCUUAACAUCAGGACAUGUUGAUUGGUGUUUUUAACCUUGAUGUACAAAAAAUACUUUUGUUGAAAUAUAUUUUCAUAUUCUUUUAUAUAU